CUUGGUAAAUGCUGCCUCUGCAUAACGUGCAGGUGCAAGCCCCAUGCUCCUUUCGCAGGUGACCUUUAUGUGACUUCCUGGAGUUCUCAGCCUGCCCUGGGAUCGCUCCCAGCCGAAGCCUCCUUUGGUCCGCUCCUUUGGUCAGCCUCUGUGGUGUGUAUAGGAGACUCCGAUUGUCUCUCCAGCCAUGAUAAGUUUAUCUCAGAAUGGUGGAUGAGCUUCAAGGAACGUGGAAAUCCAUUUCUUGUGAAAAUUUUGAAAAAUAUAUGAAAGAGCUGGGAAUAGGACGAGCCAGUAGGAAGCUGGGCUGUCUGGCAAAACCCACUGUGACUAUCAGUACAAAUGGAGAUGUAAUCACCAUAAAAACCAAGAGCAUCUUUAAAAAUAACGAAGUCUCCUUUAAACUUGGUGAAGAGUUUGAAGAAACCACACCAGGUGGCAAUAAAACCAAGAGUACCAUAAUCUUAGACAACGACUCCUUGGUUCAAGUUCAGGACUGGCAUGGCAAAGAAGCCACCAUCCGAAGAAAGCUGGUGGAUGGGAAGAUGGUAGUUGAGAGCUCUGUGAACAAUGUUAUCUGCACACGGACAUAUGAAAGAGUAUAAACAACCUCAGUCUCCAGGUCUCAGCACUGUCCAGCUGUGAUCCAAACUUCUGAGACUGCUGGAAUAAAACUCCAAAGUGAAAUACUAUGACUGUUAAUAAGAGAGAACCAUAUCAACAGUUUUGGUUGCUGUUAAUUAAGUGCACCUAUAUGAUAUAUUACUGUGACACUGGUAGUAAUGAGAAGCCAUGGGACAGAUCCACUCAGUGCAGGCUCAGGAGCUUACAUUCAGACAGACACUUCACACUGAUUUUUUUCUUCCCACGCACAUUGUGUUCAUUCUUCAUAUUUAACACUAUUUGAGAAAAUAAUAACAAUUUUAAUAAACUUCUUAAGAUAUAGUGCUCCUUACAGGUUGCACUUGAGUUGUACAUGAAAGAAACAGGUUUAGACUAAGAUGAUAACAGAGACUCUAAACGUAAUACCAAACUUAUUACGGAGAAUAGCAUACCCUCUGCCACUAUCACUGUAAGCCACCAUCAUGGGGAGUCUUCUGUUCAGUUUGCACCAAACUUCAUGCAGUGUUAGGCCAGGGAGGGAUUUUACAAACCGAGAGGAUUGAUCACUUUGUAUUACAAAUGGGAAACAGACCCUAAUCAGUUAACUGUAUACCUCAGUGUCAGUGAUCUAAGGAAGAACUGAAAUUCCUCAGUUACUAAUCUCAUAACUAUAACAAAGUGAAUUCAGGUUGGAACAGUCAGGAAGAACCAAGUUUACCAGGUAUGCCAAGGGCAACACCACAUAAAUUAAUGAAAGAAACAAGCCUCCUGUUGUCUCCCACAUGAGUGGCAGGAUGCCACAGCUUAGUCUAGUUAGGACAUGGCAUUUGGCUACUAGAACUUGUAAUUUCUCACUGCUUAUUUGCAUGAAUUGAUGUAUAAGGGAUCUUGGUAUGCCAGUAGAAGUAAAAAACAUGCUUGCUUAUUUAUUUAUUUUUGGUCUGCCAAAGUGAUGAAGAUAACAAUGAAAAAUAUAGAAGGUCAUUUGUCCCCCAAGCUGCCAAGGCAAGACAGAGAGGAUUCCAGGCAGAGGCUGAGAGAGUUGUUAUCCUGAAGCCCAGUGUGUGGUUCUGGACAUGAGCAGCUGUAAUACAGGACUCGCAGUAACAGCUUGCUACACACCAUCCCUAUCAGAAUUGAGCUCAGAUUUGCUUUCACACUCCCAAGGUCAGAGGCUCUGGGAGUUUCCGGAAAGCCCUUUAGCUGUGGUAUUCGGGUGAGUUACUUGCUGUGGUAAUGAAAAUACUCACAGGCAGCAGGGACCCAGUGUGAGAAACUUUUUAGUAAAGGAAUAAUUCUUGGAUUCUGUGGGAACACAGGAGGAACAUCCUGAUCAUUCUCAGGAAUACUGAGUGGGCAGAGGCUGGGAGUCUGGUGGACUUUAAAACGCUGCAAUUCUACAUGAGCAAGUGCAAGCAACAGUGAACAUCUGGAUAUUGGUUAUCAUGAUUUUAUUUGUCAAUAAUCUGGUAAGGUCUGGAGAGAUUUCAAAAUGCACAUAACAGCAACUAAAGACUUGAAGUAGAGCUGAACACUAUGCCUGCCUACCUUUCCAUUUCCUGUAUUAAGUUGAGAAUCGCUAAAAUAGAAAGUCAUUCACUGUGAUUAAUGGAACUGCAUAUGCAUGUACCUCAUCUAUGGCUGGGCAUCUGUCUAACAUUAAACAAGAUACACCCUUGCUCCAAAAUGACACUGUCAUUCAGGAUUUGCUGCACAUUCACUGUGUGCCAGUCCCUGCGUAAGAACUGGUGGGAGGAGAACCAUCCCAUGUUCAGUGCCCUUGAUGGCCUCUGUAGAGAAGUGCCGUGCUGGGAAAUGUGCUAUUCAGCUUUCUGUCACUAUUACAAACACCUGAGAUAAUUUUAAAGGAGAAAAGUUUAAUUUGGCUCACAGUUUUGGAAGUUCUAUCCGUGACUGUUUGUCCCCAUUGUUUUGGACCUAUAAUGAGGCAGCACAUCAUCAAGGAAGCACGUAGUAGAGCAAAACUGCUCACUUCAUGAGCAGGAAGCAACUCAGAGUGAAAAAAAGAGGCUGGGUUACACAGAGUGACAUAAGACCUCCCAUUUCACAUCUUAAAGCAUCUCUGUCUCCCAGUAGUGCUGCCCUGGGAGCCAAUCCUUUAACAGAUGGAACUUUGGGGGACAUUCAGGAGCCAAAUUAUAGCAAAAGGCAUCACAUGGUUAUGCCAAUGUCAAGGAAUUUAUAAGGAACAGAUUAUAAAGCCCAUUAUUUCACCUGCAGAGAAACAUCCUAUGCUACUUUCUUGGUGGAUAACGUCUAGCAAUAGGGUAGCAGAUUCAUCAACAAUGAAAGGGCAGAGAAGCACAGACUUACUUCUGCAUGCUCUUACUUGAUAAUUUAUCCCCUGUGUCACAGCCUUGGUACAGUUUGCAUUAUUAAGCUAAAGUUGGUAAUCAUUUCAGGAUAUUUACGGAAUAUGGAGUUAUUCCUAGUGAGGCUCAACCUAUUCUUAGUCCUGGAAAAGUUCUGAGUUUUUAAGAAAAUCAUAUUUGGUGGUUCAUAUUUACCAAACAUAUCCCUAGGAUAGAAAUUAAUAUCACUAAAGUGAAGGUAUUUCUGUUUAUUUAAACAAUAUUGAAUCUUUUCUAUUAGUCAAUGUUUGGGAGAAUAAUGUUCCACUUGAAUAAUUGAGUCAAUAAUAGACUGUAAUGAGAAAUGAAGUAACAAUAACAACUGUGUUAGUCAGAGUUCCAAUCCUAUAACAAAUACCUGAAAUAAUUCAGCUUAAUAAGAGGAAAGGUCUGUCUGUUAUCUAAUGGACAGUCUUGGGGAAGUCAUUUCCAGAUCGUUAGUAUCUCAACAAAUUGAACAGGACAUUCAGAAAUAAAGUAAGAUUUAUUAAAAUUAUAAGAAAUAAAAAUGCACUUCACAGAGUAGGAAUAAGCCAGUUAGAAGAGCUCACAGUCCAAACAGGUGCAGGCAUUGAGUCUAUAAAGAGUAUAAAACUAUGGGAGGAUCCACAUUUGGAGACUGACAGAAGUAAUGGCCCCGUGGGGUUCCUGACUUGGCCCGCCCAUCAGAAGAGGGAGUUUUUGACCACACAAAGAUUUUAGAGUAGGUGUUAUGACAUCCAGAGUCCAUGGAUGGCAAGUCAAAACCAGAGUGUAAAGGAGGCUGGACUCAUGCUAGGGUCAAGUGCUAUAGUCUUUCUUUUGCAUAUGUAUGUGAGGUUGUGGGGGAACAGAGUGACCUUUAUCUUUUGGGGCAUUGCUAUUGACAUUGUCUUCUUUGAUCUGAUUUCUCAAUUUUACUCAUGGCUUUCUGUUGUACACUUGUCCUUGCUCCUACCUCAGUUUGGCUCAUAGUUUCAGAGAUUCAGUCCAUGGUCAGUUGGUUGCUUUAGGGCCGAUGGUAGAGUAGUACAUUAUGGUGAGAAGUGCACCAUGAAGUGAAGGUGCUUAGCUCGUGGUGGCUAGAGAACAAAGAAGGAGAGAAAAAGGUGGGGCUGGAGUCUGAGUAUUCCCUACAAGAGCAUGCCUUAAGGAUCAAACCUCCUUCCAGUAGGCGCUACCUCUUGGUUUUCACUGUCUCUUAGUAUACUACAGACUGGUGACCAUGUCUUCAAUACAUGAACAUUUGGAGGUCAAUGAAGAUCCUAGAUACAGCACAGAAUUGUUUUUGUGUACUUACGAAACGACAGGCAUCGUGCUUAGUAUUUCCAUUCUAUAAUCCCAUUUUUUUGUGAAUUAUUUACAAAGGCAUAAACUAAGACUCAAAGAGAUUAGAUAUUUUGCUUAAAGUUCCUCAAAGCGAUCAAUACUAGAGUCAGAGUCCAAAACUAAGUCUUUGUGCCUUCAAAGUCUCUGUUCUUUAACCAGGAUGUCAGAACAUUUCUUCAGAAAUAAGGAUUAUAAUCCUAUAACCCUUAGAGUUUCUUUUGGAAUUCUGUGUCAUAGUAAAUAUGGCAAGUAAAUGCAUAGUCAAAAGUAUUAACUUGAAUUUAUGAAGCCUGAGAAAUGCACCUUCCUUAAACUCUCAAGCUCUGAACUGAUCAGAAGGAAUGCACUUUGAAACUGAAUAUUUAAGGAGAAAAGAAGCAACCUUGAUUAAUAUAAUACCAGUGUAAAAUAUUACCAGUGUGAAACAUCUUUUCCAGCAACUUGUCACUCAACCUACUAACAAAAAAAGAUUAAAAUCUAAAGAUAUAAGGCAAGAAGAGUUAGACUAAGAAAUGAUCUGAUGAAUUUUAUAGCAUUUAUAAAUGAGAAUUUAUGAAAUAAACUGAGAAUACUGUGUGUUAUAAAUUUAGCUCACCUUUAUAUUGACAGUGUAGAAAUGUCACAUAAACCAACAUUUAGCAAAGGUAAGAGUUUGAGAAUAGUAGAGUAAAAUUUUUCAUUUAACAGGUUAGAGAACGGAGGUUCUUUUGAAGAAGAAGGAGACAAUAUCUUGUUGGUAGUCAUCCCAGUUCUAUUUGGUGCUUGGUUUGAUUCCUAGAGAAUUACCAAUUAAGACUACCAAUUCUCAUGCAAAUGUAGACAUGGAGAGUUAGCAUUUUAUGACAUUGAUGGAUACAUACAUCUCAGUUUCCACCACCUACCCCCAUUCUUACUCUUCAAGGAUUGGGAAAAAGUUAUGUCCUCUCCUGCCUUCUAGGUAGGCUAUCAGAUGCAUCUUCUGGAUAAUGAAGUUGUCAGAAUGGAAGGUAUGCAUCAGUGAAGUAGGUUUGUACUAAGCUAUCCUGAAUGCACAGAUGAGGUCAAAAGAAACAUAGGAUUUGUUUCUAAUUAUAAAUUAAUCACAAGGUCUGGCUUUGCUUUGUGUCACAAAUAGAAUAUUAACCAAUAUAUAUGAAAUAGCUAAUUUCAGAUACUAGUAAAACAGUAAAUACAGGCUCAAGACGCCUUAGGAGAGGAAAACAUUUUAAAAGCACCCUGACUAUUGUCCCAGCCUUCUGUCUGGGCACUUUCCCAAUGAAAGUGCAGUGAGUGAGUCCCAAGAAGAGAUGAUGACCUCUCAGAAUUGAGGAAAGAUACAGGACAGUAGAGAUUUUAAGGCAAUUAGGAGAUGAGGGCAGGAUUCUGGAGAGAAAGUCUAAACAAAUAGAAUAUGAAACAAAUUCAAGGCAUUUUUUUAUCUAGACAGUAUCCUUAGCUGUGCAUGCAUAAAGUUAUACUAGAAUCAGAAAUAGAGAGUUCUGACUGAACAGUUUGCAGACCUCAAACAGAGCACAGAGUUGGUUAGGUUAAGACCACAGUAUAGGCUCUUGGGACUCAGCUCAGAUAUUCCAAAGAGUCCUCAGAAGGAUCAUUUCUUAAUGCUAAGACUAAAUCAACACUAAAUUUUAGGACUCGUUUAGACUUGUAAGUAAAAAGCUGAUCUGCGAGUGAUUUAAAUUUCUACCAGAACGAACAUCAGCAUCUAAAGAACGAACGACACACAUGAAAAUGCGAGCACUCAGUUACUUUCACCGUGUCCAUGAAUCCAAUCCAAAACUGUUAUGCAUGACCAGAAGCAGGAAAACAGGAUAUACAUUUGGAAAAAAUCUGCCCAUGGGUGCAAACCCAGUCACACGUCUAUAAUUCCAGAACUCUGGAAGACUGAGGCAGGAGGGUUAACAGAUUUAAGGCUACAGUGGGCAAAUCAACUUAGGGGGACCUCAUCUCAAAAUUUAAAGAAACAAAAAAAGGAAAGAGGUGGCUUGGAAUGCAAAGGCUUUGGGUUUAACCCCCAGAGCUACCAGAAGAAGUAGAAGAAGACAAUCUAGAAAUUAUAUAGAUGAUGGAAUCAAUAAAACAUAUAAAUAUGCUCAAAUGCUGAAGGAUUCAAGUGAACCUGAACAUGUGAGAUAAGGGGGAGUAAAACUAUAAAGUUUCUAGAAAAAUUCAAAUAUCUGACAUGAACAUUUGCUAGGUAGGAUUAAUAACAACUAGAAGCCAGUGAAUGAAAGACUGGGGAACUUGAAAACAUCACAGUGGAAUUUAUCCAGGCUAAAGCACAGACUGAAAUGAAAACUGAAAAAUGCUUUCGGCUAAAAAGAGGUCCCCUAUCCCAGGGGUUUACCCAGGUAAACCUCUUUCUGGAGGGAGGAGCAACCACAGCUCAUUGAAUGCUUGAUAUAAAGGUGGGAUCAGCCCAGGAUGAGGUGGAAGUUGUGAUCCCCAAAAGGGUACAUACUUGACAGUUGGGGGGGGGGCAUCCUGAGUGUGGGAGAGGGGAGGAUGUCACAACACCCACUACACCGUUCUUUUAGCAGCCUUCAGUUGGACUGCAAAAUGCUAUAAACCCUGAUAUAUGCAAACCCCCGUGAAAUUUAAAAAUUUUACAAUGACCUUUUUAUCUUUUACACAAGUCUUCCUUUAUUACAUUUAAACACUUAACUUAUAUAUAAUCAUACAUUAUUUUAAAGCAAAACUACUUUUCUUGAUAAACUCUAGGAAGGUAGAAAUUUUUGGUUUCAAUCCUCGGCUUUGGUUGAUUCUUGUAUUCCAUGUAUCCAGAACACUGCUAAGACAUGCUAAAUAAAUAACGAAUAAAUCAAUGAAUGACUCGGGCUCCGUUAAAAUGGUGCUUCCUACUGUCUUCCUCAAGGUGGAGCUACGGACAGUCACAAAACGGGUUACAAAGGAAAGGAAGUUCUUUUCCUAAUAUACCCUGUAACAUCUGAUCAAUUUUCUUUUAUUAUGUACAACUUCUAAGAAAAAAAAACCUUCUCAUGUAUUUGUCCCAUUAGUCUUUGAGUUCAUUUUCUUACUUGUAAGACUGUGAGAGAUGUUGGAUUUCUUACUUUUCCCUGUGAAUAUUUUUUGGGAGAUAUCACAGCUAAGGCUUACUAUUCCCUUAUUAUGUUAUUUAUUGCUUAUUUAUUUAUUUAUUUUUUUGGUGCUGGGGAUUGAACUCAUGACCUCGCGCUUACCAGGCAGGCGCUUACACUGCUGAGCUAAACCUCCAGCUCCUGUGUUAUUAUUUAUUGCAGAAAGAUUUAUCUGACAGACUUAGAUAUAUUCAAUGCUAAAUUUUGCAAUCAAUUAUUUGUUUAUCUUUGUGAUGUUUCACUGUACAGCUUUAGCACAAUUUAGUAAUCUAUUCAUUUACUCAUGUGCUUCUGAAUGUUGGACAAUUUUCUGUGAACAUUUGUGCAUAAGGAUGGAACAGCUGUAUCAUAAGGUGAAUAUUUGCUUAAUUUUAAAGAAAUAGACAAGCCAUUUUCCAAAGUGGAUUACUAUAUCCCCACCAGCAGUAUAUGAGAAUUUCAGUUUCUUCAAUCUUAGCUGACAGUACAGUCAGCCUUUUAAACUGUAGCUACUCUAAUGUGUGGAUGGUAGUGCUUUUCGGCAGCACACAUACUAACGUGUGAUAAUAAUCACGACUGAACUUUUCAAAUGAUUUUUUUAGGUUUAGAUCAGUUCUUUAUGUAUUCAUAAAAACCUGUAAGAUAUAGAUAUAAAGGCAAAAUUGUAUAAGUGAAAAAAAAUAAAUGGAAGGAGCAACUGGGCGUGGUGGCUCAUGCCUGUAAUCCCAGCACUCGGGAGCCUGAGGCAGGAGGAUCGUUGUGAGUUCGAGCCCAGCCUGGGCUACAAAGUGAGCUCAAGACCAGCCUAACUGCAUAGCGAGACCCUGUCUCAAAAAAGACAAAAAAAAAAAAAAAAAAAAAAAAAAAAAAAAUGGAAGGAGCAAAAUUACUGUUAGAUAUUCUCUAAAACAUUCACUCUAGAACUAAGAUUCACAUGUUUAAAAUGAACCUUGUGUAUAGGAAAGGUAGUCUAGGAGGAAAAAUUUGAAAGGUGGUGUGAAGGUUUUCUCAUACCUUUCUGCCUCUCUAAUAUCCUCCAGCUACACUAUUUUCAUUGGCUCUUCAAAAUGUUGCUAUCUUGAAGAGUUCUCUUUUAAAGCCAAGUGUUACUGGGAAAGGAACACACUAAUCUCAGUUAUUUCCUACCACUGGACAAGCUCAGGCCUCGCCAGCCAGGUGUUACAGGAAUGGAAUGCAGAGUCCACAGGGAGCAGAGGUAUCAGGAGCCUGGCUGGGGGUGGGGUUGGGGGAGGUGUGUGUACAGGUUACUGAUGCAGCUCUCUCCUGUCACCCCUCCUACAAAACAGGACUUCACAUUACUCAAAAAGAGCACACGGAUGUGCACUGCCCAUGUUGUGUCUGGAAAAACACAGGCCUACCACAGACACUAGGCUUUUUGAAUGUCCUGCAGAUGUAUACCAAGCAGGAGCCCGGAUAAUGUAUCUUUCCUAAAAAUGGGUAAAUAUCUUUGAUUCCUCAGAGGAUGUCUUUUCCAGAUUGCAACUAAAUUAUUUUGCUAUUUUCUAGUUGGCUCAUAUUUAAUCUCAAGAAUUACAGACAUUCAGAUUUAGGAAUUCUAAUAAAAUUUAGGAGAUAAAUAAAUGAAAGACUAAUAAGAAAUUGGAUAAUGUUACAAUCACCUGUAUUAAAUAAAAAUAGUCCAUUGAUCAGCAGAAUAAAAGCAGAUGUGAAUAAAGGAUAUUUAAAAACAACAGACUUCAUUUUUCUGAAAAGAGCCACCAGGUAGUGAUUCUGUGAUGACUCCUGAAAUGCGAUGAUCAUACAGAACCUCAGCUUGGAAGGAAUGUGUGGAGUUGACAAUGUUUCUCCUAGUUGCUGGAUCUCCCCAGGUUUCAUGCACAAGCCCGCACAUAGGCAUUGAUUUUUUUGUUUGUUUUCCUUUAGAAGCAAUUAUAGUUUUUGCUACUGGUACUCAAAAUUAAAUGUGGGGACUCUUGCUUUACACCUGGAUCAUCUUGAUCAAGUCACCAAAGAUUUCUAUACCUAAGUCUAAACAGCUGCAAAAAUGGGCUAACAAUUGUGCACACAUCAUAGGGUUGGGAGAUUAGAUUUUUUUACAGUACAUAAAGCACUUAGAACACUGCCUGGCAUAUAGUGAACUUCAUGUAAAUAUUAUUUAUGAUUACUAUUAAGGAGGUGGAGUGCUAAAAAUUUUACCUGUCUAAAGAAAUCACAAGAAAUACAAAGGAAUGGAUGGUUGAAUAGCUAAACUAUUUGAUAAUAUUUAACUAUUUCCUGUCUUUAAAUUAAUCUUAACCAUUAGUUUUGAGUCAGAAAAUUCUUUAAUAAUUUUCAGUUAUGUUUUAGUUUCUAACUAUGUUGGUCUUCAAUUGCCAUUAGCACCUAUACUGUGGUUCUCAGUGCAACCUUCUGCCCAUGUGCUGUGACCUUAGUGUUUCUCUUUGCUUGUGUCCUUAGCCCGCCAUACCGUUGGUUGUUACAGUUAAGUAGGAGCUUUGUGUUCCUCCUGACCUCUUUAUGCAAUCGAUUCCUGUGUUAAUUAAGACACAGUCAGAGCUCCUGCAAAGUGGAAAUAUUUAUAAGUCUUCUGUUAUUUGCAUUGGUGCUCCCCAACUCUAGAGCACCUGUUAAAAGUCAGAACCUCAGAAAUAAGAGUGGAUGAGAGCAUGAAUUGGGUUUUAAGAACCAGAAUUUUCAAAAGAGUCUGAAAUCCAGAUAGAUAUACAUAAAUGCAGGGUCGAAGUAAAUACUUUUAUUGAGAGUUAUGGGCUUCUUGUUGUCUUUCACAUUAACUUAGCAUUAGAAUAGGACUUGAGAAUUGACUAACUACUCUUAAUUUCUCCUAUGCACAGAAAAUGUUGGUUUUCCAAAUUCUCACAAUGUAAAGGGCAGAAAUAAAGUCUGAACCUCUGGAUUACCCAUACUCUUUAUAUCGUGUUUUUCCUUCCAUUAUAAUUUAGUUCUGAGGUCAAGUUCACUUUUUUUUUUUUUUGGUCUUUUUGAGAUAGGGUCUGUUAUGCAGUUCAAGCUGCCUUGAGAUCAUUUUGUAGCCCAGGCUGAUCUCAAACUUGCAAGGAUCCUCCUGUCUCAGCCUCCUGAGUGCUGGGAGUACAGGUGUACACCACCACAGCCAGUAACUUCAUUAUUCUUAACAUAAAAUAUUUUCAAAAAAUUUUACAAAUAUUAUUAUUAUUAUUUUUCCCUUUGAGGAGUAGGAAUAACCCUAUCAAAUAACAAGCUGAACCACUCAGAUAUACUGAUCUUGGGGGUGAGCUGAGCUAAAAUUCACAUGCUUGAAUUUCUUUCUUAAAUGAAUAAUUAUGUAUAAGAAAGCAACAUGAUUAUUGCAGUUAUCAUUAUGUUCAUCUUCAUCAUCAUCACCAAUUUUUAGCUUAGUAUUAAAGUCAUUGAUUAAUCCCAAUCCUUGAAAGUGUCACCAGGUUCCUAAGACCUGUGCGAAAUACAAUCGCUGGUUAAAUGUCACAAACACAUAACAGGAAGUACUUGAAUCAGAGAGCACAGGAAACAGUCUAGAGAUGUAAAUACACUUUUCAAGGUUAGGCUACUAAAAGUUAGCAGACAGGCUCUUGGCAUAUAGCUGUCUCAGUAGAGUGCUUCUCUAGCAUGUGAGAGGCCCUGGGAACAAUCUCCAGCACCACAAAUACACACAUAGAAGCAGGCACAUGCGCAUGCACAUAAGUUUGCAAAUGAUCUGAGACUUUGCACCAGUUAGAAGUAGGCCUAUAAGAGAAGGUUCAUAGACAAGAUACCAUCUCACAGUUCUCUGGAUUUGAAUUGCAACAUUACAUCCCAUGAAGGGAGUUUUGUCACUGGGUAAAAUAAAACAAGUCAGAGUUCAGAAUGGAAAAGAUCUAUUUUACUUCAAGCCAGUUAUGGUCUGUAUUUCAAGGAUACAGGCCUAACUUAUCCGUUAUUCACAGUGGCGUAAAUCACAUAACUCACAGUUCUUGGAAUGACCCAUGUAAUUCUUAGUUUUUAAAAAAAUUCGAUGAAAAAAAUGAGCUUUCAGGGUCAAAGAAUUUUUUGAUUUCUUUCUCACACCAGAACAAUAUAAAAUUUUAAGGCCCUGGGAAAUUUAAAUUUUGCCUAAAACAGUAAGCAUAUUUUAAGUACUUGUUAUUAUAUCAAAAAUAGCUUUUGCUACUGAUAUUACUAUGGUGGGAGGAACCUGUGAACACGAGGCAAGUCAGGUCCAAGAAAGGAUAAUGCUACCCCAUAACACCUCAUUAACUUUCAAUAUGUUUGCUGUUUUAUGUGUUCACCUAUCCCUAAUCUUUUGGUCCCAAUGCUUUUCGAAUGGUGAAUUUUAGUAAA
Molecule: messenger RNA, 11674 nt
Organism: Cavia porcellus (domestic guinea pig)
Lineage: Eukaryota; Metazoa; Chordata; Mammalia; Rodentia; Caviidae
Gene: Fabp12
Product: fatty acid binding protein 12
Exons: 6
Coding region: 207-605 (132 amino acids)
Biological process (GO): fatty acid transport
Cellular component (GO): nucleus; cytosol
Molecular function (GO): fatty acid binding
Source: RefSeq, a predicted model, not a curated record